GCACGAAGCGAAGCAACAUCGGUUUGGCUCCAUAAGCCAGUGAAAAACACAAGCGACCUGCACGCAUGGCGGACAUAGACCUGCGAUGCUGUAAAUAAACAGUCGCAGCAGUGAAAACAUCGGACGUAUUCUACCAGCAAGAAUCGUGGCCACUGGUCCAACAGUGUAUCAUUACCCGUCCACAUCGACCCGAGCAUGCUAGGGGACCCGUGCCGGACCGACAGUUGAUACAACAUUCGCAGCAUCGCCUUUCCGUCAGGACAUUCGCCGUCAAGGAUCGUACCCCAAGAAAAAGGGAAGAAACCAACGUGUGCAGUGCAACGAAUCGAUAUUUUGGUGAAUGUAGGUGUAAAAGUGCGAAAAGCGGGUGCGGUGGAACUAAAUAUUCCACGCUUGCUUUGCUUUUUGCUGACAAUCGCGGGCAGAGUGUGCAUGCAGAAGUGCAAUUCGCUGAUCAGAUGUGCGCGUGUGUCAGUAUGUGUGUGUGUGAGCAGUGUAUUGAUUGUAGGAGCAUUGUGUGAAAAGCGUUGAUUGAUAUUUUCCACCUCCAUCACGACAAAAAAGAAAAAACACCAUUGCAAAACCAGUGCACCCGGUGGCAAAUAGUAGCAUCACCGUCCGUGCGUGACCAAACGAAACCCCAAACCAACACCCCGGGAUUUUUCUCGCUCCUUCCGCGAACGGACAGUGUGCGAAGGAGCAGCUAUAAAAGCAAGAAAAACACGAAAACAGUGCAAAAACAAUAACAAGAAAAACGUACAUCGCCAAAAUGUUGUCCAACUACGCGGAGCUGUUUCUCGUCUGUGCCAUCAUAUUGAUGCCAAUAUUUUACGAAACGUCGAGCCGCUUCCGGUACUACUUUAAAAUCUUCGUCUACUACGCGGUGGUCAUACUGAACUCCUUCUUUUUCAUACCCAUCUUCCUGUUCCGGCCGUGCGAUGUGAGAAACCUGACACUGGCGAGCAAAUUCUGCCGCCUUGCGUCGCCAAUCAUCAGCCUGAAGUGGGAGGUGCGCGGUGCCGAGCACAUGGGUGCCGAUCGGGCGAUGGUAAUGGUGGCCAACCAUCAAAGCUCACUCGAUAUUUUGGGUAUGUUCGACUUCUGGCACCUGAUGGACAAGUGUACGGUGAUCGCCAAGCGGGAACUGUUCUUCGCCUGGCCGUUCGGGCUGGCCGCCUGGCUGUCCGGGCUGAUCUUCAUCGACCGGCGGCAUGCGCAGCGCGCCCAGACGGCAAUGAACGAGUCCACCAAGAUGCUGAUCGAAAAGCGCACCAAGCUGUGGGUAUUCCCCGAGGGUACGCGCCGCAUCACCAACGAAAUCCACCCGUUCAAGAAGGGCGCUUUCCACGUGGCCGUUCGGGCCCAGCUGCCGAUACUGCCGGUCGUGUACAGCUCGUACCACACGUUCCUCGACACCAAGAACAAGGUGAUGAACCCGGGGCACGUGAUCGUGACCGCGCUGCCACCGAUCGAAACGAAGGGCCUCACGAUCGACGACAUCCCGGAGCUGAUUGAGCGCACCCGCAAUGCGAUGAUCGAAACGUUCAAGGCCACCACCAAGGAGGUGGAGAAUCGGUUCAAUCUCAGCGGCCACGGCAUGACACCGGCCAAGGGUACGACGACGGUGAUCUCGCGCAUUGCGGCCGCCCUGCCCGGUGGCGUGAGCAAGCAGCCGACUACGGCGACGACCACCGUGGUGAGCCCCCUUCCGAUACGGCCCGUUGUUGAGCUGAUUGAACCGGAAGCGCGAAAGAUUGGCUCCCUGCUGGGGGGUGGCGAUGCGUCACCGAUUAAGGAACCGACCGCCUACCGGCGCAAGGAUGUACAGCGGGAUUAGUUUGCUCGUUUUUAUGUUUUUUUUUUUUUGUUGUUGUUGUUGACCCGCUGCAAUGUGAUGUCACAUACACACACACGCGCACUCACACGGGCAACCUAAUUUGUUGUCGAUUGGUUAGGGGUGAAAGCGUGUUUUAAUUUGAUUACGAUUUGGAAAGGAAAAGGAAGAAGGUUCAACGAUCCCAUGGGCAGCAUGGGAAUUGCAAUUAUCCUCCUCAUGGUCCAAAGAUCGAGUGAGUUUUAAUAGAAACAUAAACGCUUUCCGGCGUCUCUCAGAGAGUGUGAGAGAGAGAGAGAGAGAAAUAGAGCGAAAGAGAGGGGCUUUUUUGUAAAAAAAAAGAAGCAAAGAGAUGGAGUCCGAGUAAAGGGAUCGUUUCCAUCGCGAAAAAGUACUGUUUUGUGGACGUUUCAAAACGCAAAAAGCGCACCCUGGCGAGAGCGCCGCACCCACAAUCGAACGGGAAAACAGAUUUUGCAAAAGAGAUUACUUUUAGAGAUUUAGACCAAAAUCAGAAGUUAAGACAAAAAAAAGGUUAAAUGGAUGUGCCAUCGUAUAGGAGGAAAAGAAGAAGGCACCAUAAAUGUGAACACUCCAAAGAGACACACACACACACGUCCUCGUUUUGCCUCUACCACCCAUUUUUAUCUUCAUCACCCUUUUACUUUUGUGUAUAUGUGUACAUUCGGUUGGUUCGAGAAGUCACGAAUUUGUAUUAAAUUAUUAUUAUUAUAUAUAUUUUUUGCUCUUAUAUAUCCGUAACCAAACGGACGCGCGUUGAAUUGUAGUUCUUAUCGAGUGAAGGGAAAGGAUAGUAGGAAAAUAUGGCUGAAUAGGAAGAAGAAAGGAAGGUAUUCAAAUGUUGGCGAAAAUGGGGAAAAAUGCGAAUUGUUAUUUUGAUUUGUUGUUUAUUUACACAGUUUGUUUGUUUGUUUUACAUGCUGAUCUCGUUUGGCACGGUGUAACUCUGUCAUGUAAAAAGUCGGUUACAUAUAUGCACACAUUUACACUGUUUGAACAAAAGUUUUACUGUCCAUUCGCAUCGUCCUUUUCUAGCACCCGUGCGCCCGUAUAUUUUUGUAUAGUAUAGCACACAUUUGCAGACACUUUUGUGAUAGACACGUGUCAGCCCCGUCUCACCACAUGGUUUUGUAACGUUCACCCCAUCUUGGCACUUGGCACUAGUCGGAAAACAGGUGGCAGAGAGAGGGGCGGCGGGCAGGAGAGGAUCGGCAAACGUGGUAAAGAUAGUAUUGCAAAGGCACAGCAUAGUAGGCACAGCGUAUAGAAAAGAAAGCCCCCCCAUAUGAGAUGAUGAAGGAAGUAAUGUGCCGUAUUAAUGAUAUUCAUUCCACAUUCUUUUUAUCAUAAUUUUUCGUACCUAGUUUGUUCGCGUUAAUAAUAGAAAGAAGAUGAAAACAAUGUAAUCAAAAGAUGGCCUGGGAUAAUAAGAAUAAUAAUAAACAAGAACAAAAACUGUA
Molecule: messenger RNA, 3315 nt
Organism: Anopheles arabiensis
Lineage: Eukaryota; Metazoa; Arthropoda; Insecta; Diptera; Culicidae
Gene: Agpat1
Product: 1-acyl-sn-glycerol-3-phosphate acyltransferase alpha
Exons: 3
Coding region: 770-1837 (355 amino acids)
Biological process (GO): phosphatidic acid biosynthetic process
Cellular component (GO): membrane; endoplasmic reticulum
Molecular function (GO): 1-acylglycerol-3-phosphate O-acyltransferase activity
Source: RefSeq, a predicted model, not a curated record